GCGCAGGCGCAGUGCGUGCAGGCAGCGGAGCAAGAGGAGCUUGGAAAAUGACCAACGGAAGGCUCCGAUUUGGCGAUGAAAUUCUGCAUUAUCACGACAAAAGCCACAUUUUUAACCCAAACUUUCUUAUUUUGUGUUUAGAUAGCGUGAACCAAGAGACUCCGGGACACAUUUCUUGACACUAGGUCGUUUGCGAGGCAUUUAAGACGCUUUCGUUUGCGACGGAAAAGGUGCACCUUUAACGUUAUUAUUAUUCCCCCCCCCCCCCCCCCCACGUCAACAAGAAUGUCGCGAAACAACAAAUAUCCUCUCAUCCAGAAAAUAGCUAAACAAGCGUUUAUGACUUUUAAAAGUUUAAAGUGUUCGGCCAAAGGAGAUAGUAAAGUCUUUGCAGAAAAUCAGGCCAAACUCAUCUCCUUGGUGACUGCGAUUAGGGCGACGGAUCUCAAGAUCUCUCCCCAGAAAAACAAACCCACCUCGGGCUCGUCGGAACCGGAUCCCCCGCCGGUCACCUACAUGCACAUCUGCGAGACGGAUGUGUUCAGCAUGGGCGUAUUCCUGCUCAGAACCGGAGCCUCCAUACCUCUUCACGACCAUCCGGGCAUGAACGGGAUGCUGAAGGUCCUCUAUGGCAAGGUGAACGUCAGUUGCUUCGACAAACUGGAAAGCGGCCAGACAGCCCCUCCUCGGUUCCAAACUCCCGUGACUCCAUUUCAAAAUGCUUCUCUGCGACGAUCCUUGCUCCGCUCAGUCGCUGAGUACUCGGAGAACAGCGGACCGUGUCUCCUGACACCUCUGCGGGAUAAUCUCCACCAGAUUGACGCUGUGGACGGGCCUGCCGCUUUCCUGGAUAUCCUGGCGCCGCCGUACGAUCCGGAUGACGGGCGGGACUGUCACUAUUACAAAGUUCUAAAAACUGUGGCAGAGCCAGACAUAGCUGUGAUGGAGAACCAGGAGCUUCAGGAAGAGGAGAAGGAGAUGUGGCUUUUGGAAAUCCCUCAGCCAGAGGACUUUUGGUGUGGAGGAGAACCUUACCCGGGCCCUGUUGUUUCCGUGUGACUACUAGAAAAUACAACUGAAUUACUUUUGGAAAUGACAUUUCAAUAAUCACGAUGUAGUCGCCUCAUUUCUUCUACACUGAUUUUUUUUUUUUUUUUGUAAAGCGAACACUAGAUCAUGUAGAAGACACAAAAAGACAAUUAGCAAAUGCUCUAUGCUCUAUGCUCGUCAUCACUGCCCUCAAAUAUUAAACAUGAAACUCUCAAGACUGCUCAAGAAAUUUCUUGUUGACAUCUUAUUCUAGUGUUUUUUUCUUCUUUUUUUGCAAGUUGCACAUGUUAUCACAACGCUUGAUACACUUAUUGAAUGUAUGUUGAAAAAAUAAAAUUCACAGACUAUAUUCAAA
This is a messenger RNA of Syngnathus typhle (broad-nosed pipefish), 1405 nucleotides long. RefSeq names its product 2-aminoethanethiol (cysteamine) dioxygenase a (gene adoa). Bases 286 to 1059 code for a protein of 257 amino acids. Gene Ontology annotation, cellular component: mitochondrion. NCBI's taxonomy places the organism in Eukaryota, Metazoa, Chordata, Actinopteri, Syngnathiformes, Syngnathidae. The record is from RefSeq and is a predicted model, not a curated record. Gene Ontology annotation, molecular function: oxidoreductase activity, acting on single donors with incorporation of molecular oxygen, incorporation of two atoms of oxygen. The transcript is spliced from 2 exons.